Lolium rigidum is the source of this 1203-nucleotide messenger RNA. Its product is annotated as serpin-Z1-like. The transcript has a single exon. The coding region runs from base 1 to 1203 and encodes 400 amino acids. NCBI's taxonomy places the organism in Eukaryota, Viridiplantae, Streptophyta, Magnoliopsida, Poales, Poaceae. Gene Ontology annotation, molecular function: serine-type endopeptidase inhibitor activity. The record is from RefSeq and is a predicted model, not a curated record.
AUGGCGGAGCAGCAGCUCGCGGACGCCGUGAAGGACCAGGCCGCCUUUUCCAUGCGACUCCUCCGUGGCCUCGGCCUCCGCGGAGACCAAAAUGUCGCCUUCUCGCCGGUGUCUUUCCACGCCGUCCUCUCCCUCCUCGCGGCUGGUGCCACGGGUGCCAUCCGGGACCAGAUCGUCUCCUUCCUUGGCCCAGCCGGCGCUGAAGCGCCUGCUGCCCUCAUGUCCAGCUUCGGCCAAGCACCCAGGCCCAGCCACGAGGAAGGGAGACGGAGUCCCAAGAUCCGGUGCGCCACGGGGGUGUGGGUCGACUCCUCGCUCCGCCUCAGGCCCGCCUUCGCGGUCAUGGCGACAUCCAGGUUCAACGCGGAGGCGCGAGCCGUCUCCUUUGGGUCCAGCCCCGAACAGGCCAGGUCCGAGAUCAACGAGUGGUUCGAGGGCAGCACAGGCGGCCAGUGGAAGGAGCUCCUUCCUGAGGGUUCCAUCAGCGGCGCCACGAUGGUCGUCCUCGCGAAUGCACUCUACUUCAGAGGCUACUGGUACGACCCCUUCGACCCUACGCUCACGGAGGACGGCGACUUCUAUGUCUCGCCAGGCCACGCCGUUCGCACGCCGUUCAUGGCCGGGAACUACCUGCACGAGUACAUGUGCAUCGCCUGCCACCCCGGCUUCAAAGCCCUGCGAAUGAUCUACGACGGCAGCCAUCACGACCGUCUUCUCUCCAUGUGCAUCUACCUCCCCGACGAUCGGGACGGGCUGCCUGGAUUGGUGCACGCGCUCAGCUCUGACCCUGCCGCACUCCUCGCCGUGCCGACGAAAACGGUGCCCGUUGGCGAGCUGAGGAUCCCCAAGUUCGAGGUGUCGCUGAGGCUUGAGGCCUCGCAGCUCCUCCGCGACCUCGGGCUGGACCUGCCGUUCCGUCUCAAUCCAGCCGGCCAAUCCUUCUCGGAGAUGCUUGAAGAUUCCAAGACGCCGAUGGCUGUGUCGUCCGUCAUCCACCACUGCUCCGUCAGUGUCAACGAGGAAGGUACCGUGGCCACUGCAGCCACCAAUAUGGAAAUUAUUGGAUUUGGCCCACCGCCGGAUGAGGCAAUCGUAGACUUCGUCGCCGAUCACCCGUUCCUCUUUUUCAUCAUCAGGGAGGAGGGGGACAACACCGGCGCAAUUGUUUACGCCGGCCAAGUUGUUAAUCCUCUCUUAGAUUAA